Messenger RNA from Exophiala spinifera, 1347 nucleotides. RefSeq lists its product as uncharacterized. The record is from RefSeq and is a predicted model, not a curated record. NCBI's taxonomy places the organism in Eukaryota, Fungi, Ascomycota, Eurotiomycetes, Chaetothyriales, Herpotrichiellaceae. Gene Ontology annotation, cellular component: nucleus; cytoplasm. Bases 1 to 1347 code for a protein of 448 amino acids. Gene Ontology annotation, molecular function: mRNA binding. The transcript has 8 exons.
AUGAGCGGAGCACCUAAUCCAUCCGGAGGAUACGCAGGGUCUGGCUACGGCGGCAGAGGCGGAGGUUCAUAUCGAUCAAGCGAAGACCGCGCCGCUGCAAAAGAACAAAUGAUGCAAUCGGUGCGCGAAUCAUCUCAGCAAGACCGCCGGGUCUAUGUUGGCAAUUUGGCUUACGACGUCAAAUGGCAUCACCUUAAAGAUUUCAUGAGACAAGCUGGAGAAGUUCUCUUUGCCGAUGUCUUACUACUUCCAAAUGGAAUGUCGAAGGUGGGCGCCAUUGUGAUUGUGGAAUACGCAACUAGGGAUCAAGCCCAACAAGCUAUUCAAACACUUAGCAAUCAGAAUCUGAUGGGCCGUCUCGUCUAUGUCCGUGAAGACCGCGAGACUGAACCACGCUUCAUCGGUCCACCAGGAGGCCGUGGCGGCGGUGGCAUGGGCGGACCACCACGAGGCGGUUUCGGUGGUGGGGGAUACGGAGGUGACGGCUACGGCGGCGGACCAGGUGGUGGUGGCGGCGGUGGCCGUCAACUCUACGUUUCCAAUCUCCCCUUCAAUGUCGGCUGGCAGGACUUGAAAGACUUGUUCCGUGGCGCUGCUCAGGAAGGUGGUGUCAUGCGAGCCGACGUCCACAUGGACGCCACUGGACGACCAAAAGGUACUGGCAUUGUUGCAUUUGAGUUUGCUAACGACGCUCGCAAUGCUAUCAAUCAGUUCAAUGGCUACGACUGGCACGGCCGCGCCCUCGAAGUCCGUGAGGACCGCUACGCAAGCAGUGGACCAGGUAUGGGCUUUGGUAGCCGCGGUGGCUUCGGUGGUGGCUACGGCAUGCGAGGCAGUUAUGGCGGCGGCCGAGGCGGGUUUGGAAGCCGUGGAGGGUACGGAGGUGGCGGCUACGGGCGAGGAGGCUAUGGAGGAGGUGGUGCUGGUGGUUAUGGCGGCGGCGGUGGUGGAUAUGGUGGCGGCGGAACAGCUGGUGCUCCUCAGGAGCCCGUCGCUCCCAAUCCUUUCACCGACUAUGCCACCUAUGGAGGGGAGAGGAGUGAAAUCAUCUUUGUCCGAAACCUUCCGUGGUCUACCAGCAACGACGACUUGGUCGAACUCUUCACGACUAUCGGCAAAGUCGAGCGCGCCGAGAUCCAGUACGAACCGAAUGGACGCUCGAAAGGCACUGGUGUGGUUCAGUUCGACAGCGCAGAAAAUGCCGAGACUGCCAUCUCAAAAUUCUCUGGUUAUAUGUACGGCGGACGUCCCCUUGGCUUGACCUUUGUCAAGUACACCAAUGCAAAUGGCAACGAAAUGGAAGGGCAAGAAGCCACUGGAGGAAUGACACAAGAUCAAAUGAUGUGA